CCUCCCGGUGGGGCAGCUACUCUGCUGGGCUGCCGGUUGAGUCAGCCUUAGUCCCUCACUGCUCUUCUCCUAGUCCCUGAAACUCAACUGCCUGGGGAGCCAGGGCCAGCCUACGAAGGUGUUCCGUCUAUACUGGACCCCUACAGUGUUGAAACAGAGCAAGACGAACCAGACACUUGCUUCUGCUUCUGGAAGAGAAGUGACUUCAGGAAGGAAUCCAUGUGUGCCCAGUGGGGGCACUGCCCCAACUGAUGCCCCAGAGGGGCUACCCAUCUCAAGAGGGGCUCUGGGCCCCACCUUGCCUCCUAAUGGCACAUGAGCCAGAGCCCGACAGACUGUUGGACCUCAGCUUCCUAACAGAGGAGGAGCAGGACGCCAUUGCUGAAGUCCUGAAGCGUGAUGCCGACCUGCGCCAGCUGGAAGAGGGGCGGGUCAGCAAGCUCCGGGCCUCACUGGCAGACCCUGGGCAGCUGAAAAUCCUGACGGGGGACUGGUUCCAGGAAGCACGCACCCAACGGCACCACCAUGCUCACCUUGGCUCUGACCUUGUUCGAGCCUCUAUCCGCAGGAAGAAGAGUUCCAGGGGAGACCAGGCUGUAGGCAGCGAUAAGGAGCCUGAGAUUGCUGAGAAAGAGACUGAAGAGAAGCUGGAGCCCAGGCUCCCCAUAGACAAGGCCCCCCAGGAGAGGCUCAGCAAGGCUGAGGGACCUGAUUUCCCCUCACCAUAUGGCCUUCCAAAGUCUUCAGAUCAUGAGGAGGAGCCCCAGGCCCAGGAAGCCCCUGGCCCAGGGGGUGCACAGGUCUACGAGGAGGCGGACCCGGAGCCCAAGCCGCCUUCUGGGGAAGAGGUGGAGCCGCAGCACCCUCCAGCCCAGGCCCAGGCGGCGUCCGAGAUCCUGGAGAACGGGGAGGAGACCCUGGGGCCCGGCCCCUCGCUCGACCGCAUGCUCAGCAGCAGUUCCUCCAUGUCCAGCCUCAACUCUUCCACGCUGAGCGGCAGCCAGAUGAGCCUGUCCGGGGAGGCGGAGGCGGGCGCGGUGCAGGUGUGCGGCUCGGUGCACUUCGCGCUACGCUAUGAGCCGGACGCUGCGGAGCUGUGCGUACACGUGAUCCAGUGUCAGGGCCUGGCUGCCGCGCGGCGCCGCCGCUCAGACCCCUACGUCAAAAGCUACCUCCUCCCGGAUAAGCAGAGCAAGCGCAAAACAGCCGUGAAGAAACGGAAUCUGAACCCCGUCUUCAACGAGAUUCUCCGGUACUCCGUCCCGCAGGCGGAACUCCGGGGUCGCGUGCUGAGCCUGUCCGUGUGGCACCGCGAAAGCCUAGGUCGCAACAUCUUUCUGGGCGAAGUCGAAGUGCCCCUGGAUACCUGGGACUGGGACUCCGAGGCCAUCUGGCUCCCCCUGCAGCCCCGGGUCGCGCCCUCUCCCGACGGCCUUUCCAGCCGCGGUCGGCUCUCUCUGUCCCUCAAGUACACCCCAGCCGGCUCCGAAGGUGCAGGACUGCCCCCGAGUGGGGAGCUGCACUUCUGGGUGAAGGGAGCUCAGGACCUGGUGCCUCUUCGUUCAGGAUCCCUGGAUACUUUCGUACAAUGCUCAGUGCUGCCUGAUGACAGCCGGGCCAGCCGCCAACGGACAAGGGUGGUCCGAAAGAGCCUCAGCCCCGUAUUCAACCACACCAUGGUUUAUGAUGGCUUUGGGCCUGCUGACCUGCGCCAGGCCUGUGCUGAGAUCUCCCUCUGGGAUCAUGGAGCCCUGGCCAGCCGCCAGCUAGGGGGUACACGCCUCAGCCUGGGAACUGGCAGCAGCUAUGGGCUCCAGGUGCCCUGGAUGGAUUCCACACCUGAGGAGAAACAGCUGUGGCAGACACUCCUGGAGCGACCAUGCGAAUGGGUGGAUGGCCUUCUGCCCCUCAGAACCAACCUGGCCCCCAGGACAUAGCUGCCUGACAAGCCUUACCAAACCCUUCUCUGGACCCCCAUCUCAGGGCCUGCCCUUGGCAAAAGUCAAUAAAGUCUAU
Molecule: messenger RNA, 2016 nt
Organism: Hipposideros armiger (great roundleaf bat)
Lineage: Eukaryota; Metazoa; Chordata; Mammalia; Chiroptera; Hipposideridae
Gene: SYTL1
Product: synaptotagmin like 1
Exons: 16
Coding region: 252-1937 (561 amino acids)
Biological process (GO): intracellular protein transport; exocytosis
Cellular component (GO): plasma membrane; exocytic vesicle
Molecular function (GO): small GTPase binding; neurexin family protein binding
Source: RefSeq, a predicted model, not a curated record